Molecule: messenger RNA, 1236 nt
Organism: Linnemannia hyalina
Lineage: Eukaryota; Fungi; Mortierellomycota; Mortierellomycetes; Mortierellales; Mortierellaceae
Source: the annotation of a GenBank genome assembly
AUGGAUGAAGAGUAUGAAACAGACUUUUUCCGACAACAACAGGAUCUACGCAGACUUCUGAAUGGCCGGCGCCCGGUGCAUGCGGCAGCCGACAAAGUAAUUAACAAACGGCAACGCAUUGAGUUAGAGGAAGAGGGGAGAUCUUUGGAUGAGGAACUCCGCUCAGGUGGCUCUGUGGACGGGGACUUGCCAGCAGGACGGAAGACUACAGCCAAGCAGAUGCAAGAUAUCACGAGCAGUGACGACGAAGGGGAGGAUUUGGCAGCAGGACAAAAAACACCGCCCAAGCAGGUGCAAGGAAAUUUCGAUGAGGUUCCUCCGGUCAAAGAAAGCGUCCUUCCAUCACGAUACACAGGGCUGAGCAAGUUUACAUUGAGCGACAAGGAUCAAGAUUUGUACAACGAGGCUGCUAAGUGGUUCAGAUCAAAGAUGGGGCGAGAUACGGAAUCUGUUAUUCAAAAUCUUCGCGAUGACCGGUUCUGGGAGCCUUGGGUGCAUGAUUUACUUUACGACCGACUCAAGCUCCUCCGUACUGGCCUUAACCCUCAAUCUGACGAGAACACCUACACAUCAUUCUGGAUCGUGCCAGACUUCGUGGCAUUGCAGACAGGGAUUCCAGGCCUGAUUUCCAAAGGCUUCGCAAACGAAAACCACUUUACCCCAUCCGCUUGGCGUCGUGCACUUUCUAGGGGGAAAACUCAUGCCAAAGGCUCAAAUGUCGACGCCUAUUAUGUUGCCCGAGACAACUAUGUCGAUAUUCUCUUUGAGAACGUUGGGUCGCCCACAUGCGCAGAUCACUCAAAACAUGUCGAGGACAAGGAGAAAUCGUACAGGAAUGCCGCGGAUGCACUGCUCGAGCGUUUUUACAACUCCUCAGGGUCGUUCGAAAUUGCUAAGGGCUACAGUGUCAUAAUCGUCAUCGUCUUUGGCCACGAUCUGUCGAUUUACACUACCAACAUCAAGGAUGUCAACGAGUUCUCCGUGUCAAAAGUAUUUGAAGGAAAAUACCACUUUUCGAAGGAUGUUUAUCUCACAAACAUUCUGCUCCAUUUGAAGUUUUGUCUGACGAUAAAGACAAUCAUGGAGAGGAACAUUGACGUGUUAAUCGAUUUUGGAAACUCAAUCGAGUCAUUGCCAAUUGAAGAACAAGCUCGCUUCAACCUGCGACUUCAUACAACACCUACGAUAGAACGGAAGCGCAGACGGAGUUCCAUUGGUGGCUCCCAGAAGGUGUAG